Molecule: messenger RNA, 2671 nt
Organism: Vespa mandarinia (Asian giant hornet)
Lineage: Eukaryota; Metazoa; Arthropoda; Insecta; Hymenoptera; Vespidae
Gene: OstDelta
Product: oligosaccharide transferase delta subunit
Biological process (GO): protein N-linked glycosylation
Cellular component (GO): oligosaccharyltransferase complex; membrane
Source: RefSeq, a predicted model, not a curated record
AAUGAUUAUCAUGAUAACGUAAACCUAUAAAUGUAAUAGGAAGUAAAUUGACCAAUGAAAUUAGAUACACAACUCGAUCGUUUUAAGUUUAUUGAUUGUUGGUCGGUUCGAGUAGUUGAUUGGUUAUCUCGUAAUAUCGCUCUUCCGUCUAAUGCCAAUGAAGUUACACCAAUGGUUGUGUUGGUUUCCAAUGUAAUUCGAUCAACCAAUCAGAAACCUUUCAUGAGCGACCUCUAUAUAACAAUGUAUCAAGUCUAGCGGAGACACGUGUACUUUAAUACGAGCCGGAAAGAGCCAUUUUCUUUGGAAACUGGAGAAGUAGAGGUCGUAAGCCAGCGUGGCCGGUGUGCCAGCGCACUGUAUAAUAUAUACUGCCAUGAUGGCGGCUAUAUUACUUUUUUUGAUGAUAUCAAUUCUAUCUGCUACUUGUACGGUAACAGAAACAGUACCAUCGGUCAUUUCUUAUCUAUCGGAAAAUGAUAAAAUACGUUUGAAAAAUGUUGUUGAUCCUGGUUUGAAUUUACAAGAUCCAACUUCAACCUAUUAUAGUGUGUACGGAUAUAAACUUCUUCAGGAAACUAUACCUAAUAAAGAAAAAAUUUGUAAUUAUCUAUCAAAAUCUAUUGGAGAUGGUAACAAUGUUGUACCAGAAACAGCCUUUUAUAUUGUAUCGAUGUGGAAAAUUAUCGAUACAUGUCAAGGUUUACCAAUACCUGCAAUUACAAAGGUUUUGAUGAAUACUAUUGAGAAAGAUACAUCUACAUUUGCUGAAUUAUAUUUUGCUGUAAAUACUUUAACACUUUUAUCACAAAAAUUAACUACCGAAAAAUCCGAAAAAUUAGCUAAAACAUUACAAGUAGCUCUCAGAAAAGAUGACAGUCUGUGGAAUCUUGGAUAUACCUUCCACAUUGCUUCUGAUCUUGGAUCUGUUGGUACAUUUGCUUUUGAUCGUAUCGAAGAUGCUAUCAUUCAAGCAGAUGAAGUAAAUGGACAAUUCUUGCAAUUUGAAGGUGGACUGUCUAUAACAAGUUUUCUUGUAAAUGGUAUCUUCAAGCUUGGUAGUUCAUUAAAGAAAAGACCACCUUUGACAUCUCCACAAAUUGUUAAGCUAACAAAUUAUCUUUUGUCAAGACGAUCUGUCCAAACUCCAAAAGGUGUUGUAAGCCUCCUUUCAGCAUUAAAUACAUUAGCAGUAAACAAAUAUGAAACAUUAGUUUGUAUUACUCUACCUGAGGAAGGAGUUAUUGUUUCAAGCAAACAACCUCUUGUUACUAUUAAAGUUUGUGAUAUUUUUGGUAAACCAUUGCCAACAAUACCUAAAGUAAUUGCAAAUUCUGCUACAAAAGUAGAAGAUGAUACUGUUAUUAGCAGUAAAGAAAUAUUACAAUCUUCAACAACAGACAAGACAUUGUUUAUAAUGGAUUUCAUGAAAGCUAAACCAGAUCGUGGAUUUUAUAAAAUAUCAGUAUCAGCAGCAUCUGUAACUAGUACUAUUAAGGUCAAAGUUCUUUCUGAAGUAGUUGUUGAUUAUUUAGAAAUGGGAACAGGAGAUGCUGAUCAAACUACACAACCAAAAUUAGCAAGAGUUACAUAUCCUGAAAAAUUAAAUCAAAAGAUAGAGGCAGAUUCUCAACAAAAAUUAGUUGUAAGAUUUUUAUUAAAAGAUUCAGCUAAUAAAAAACCAAUGCGUGUUCACCAAGCAUUUAUUCGCUUAUCACCUGCCUUUAUUACUAAUAUUUAUGAUGACAAUGAAAUAACAUUUGUAGCAGAGCCAGAUAAUGCCAAUGUUUAUAAAUUUGAUAUGCCAUUGGCAGUAGCAGCAAUAAAUUUCGGAUAUCGCAGUGGUGAUUAUAACAUUGAUUUAGUUAUUGGUGAUGCUGUAUUAAGUAAUUCUUUUGAAUGGACUAUUGCUACAGUAAAUUUGAAAUUCCCUGAUGCAGUUGCUACUGAAUCGAAUGAAAAAAGUGCUUUUUUCAAACAAAAAGCAGAUAUAUAUACAACGAAACCAGAAAUAAAGCACAUGUUCCGAGAACCGGAGAAGAGGCCACCAGCUUUUGUAUCCAAUUUAUUUACUGGUCUAUGCUUAGCGCCUGCCUUUUUAUUAAUUAUUCUGUGGGCAAAACUCGGUGUCAAUAUAUCUAAUUUCCCUCUAUCUAUUAGUGCUGUUACAUUUCAUCUUGGAUUAGGAGGUAUCUUUCUUCUGUUUGGAAUCUUCUGGUUGAAAUUGAACAUGUUUGUGACGUUGCGUUAUCUUCUUGGACUUGGUGUAGUUACAUUCCUUGCUGGUAACAAAUUGUUGUCGAACAUUGCUCACAAACAUAAAUUAUCGCACUGAAUUAUAAAUGAAGGUUCCUUUCACGCGCAAGUGAUACAUUAUUAUUAUAAAUGCAUUUUAUAAUAAUGAAAUUUAUGAACAAGUAUGUUAUGACAAGGAAGUAUGUGUAUAUUGAAAUAGGCAUAACUAAACGAACAUUCAUUUUUAUAGAUCGAAAGUAAAGUUAUCGCUAUUCCGAUGCAAGUGAUAUAUUUAUUGAAUAUCACUUUACUAUAUAACUUAAUAAACUAUUUAAAUACGAAAUGCAAUAAUUGUCAAGUACUUUAUUUUAGAAUGUUAUAGUUUUUCUACAGAUUCAUUUGUACAUAAAGACUUAAUAAAUGAAAUUAAAAUUUA